Molecule: messenger RNA, 1250 nt
Organism: Pecten maximus
Lineage: Eukaryota; Metazoa; Mollusca; Bivalvia; Pectinida; Pectinidae
Exons: 1
Coding region: 213-1049 (278 amino acids)
Biological process (GO): carbohydrate metabolic process
Source: RefSeq, a predicted model, not a curated record
CAAUCGGUUCCUUUUUACCAGUAUGUAAACAAGGUGAAAACUGCCACCUGCCGGACUGUUUUUGCAGCACCUUCCAUCACCCGCUCGACCCUAAGUAGAUUCCCCAGAUAGUAUACUUUGCAUUCGAUGACGGAGUCAAGGCUGGAGCCGAAGCUUACUACAACAGGUUAUUUGGACAUGAACGUAAAAAUCCAAAUGACUGCCCAAUCAGCAUGACCCUUUAUGUUUCUGGAGACAACAACGAUUAUUCCUUGGUGAAUGAAUAUUCCAACAGAGGAUUUGAAAUUGCGAUUAAAGAUAUGCGUCACUCUAGUCACAAUAGCGAAACUCUCUUAGUAGAUGCAAAAAGACGGAAAGAAAACAUAAUAAACUUUUCGAAUGUGACGUCGGACAAGAUCCAUGGAUGGCGAAGUCCCUAUUUGAAGACAGCGAGGGACGAGCAGAUAGACGUUUUACAGAAUCAAAACUUUACCUACGACGUGUCUUUCGUUUAUACGAGAAAGAAGAUGGAAGAUUUAAAUCCAUGGCCGUUUACGCUGGAUUAUGGAUGGACGUUACCUUGUGACAUACAACCAUGUCCUACAGAAAAACAUCCUGGGUUUUGGGUUGUGCCUGUCAACGCCAUGAGGGAUUACGGAGACUGGGGAGCGUGCGAGUUCCUUGAGUCAUGUGCAAACAAACCUUUAACUGUAAAUAAAACGCGCACGUACAUUAUGGACAACUUCCGUAGUCAUUACCAUGGUAACAGGGCUCCAUUUGGAAUCCACAUGCACGCCUCGUUGUUCACGGAACGGACCGAAUUUCUAGAUGGGUUGGAUCAGGCCAUCCAUGACAUGCUGGAAUAUGAUGACGUCUUUAUCGUCAGUAUCCAUCAGGCAGUAGAAUGGAUGAAAAGGCCAACAGAACUGGAAUUUAUCAAUCGUUUUAAACCUUGGAGAUGUUCUUCACAAACUGACAGUGCUAUAACACUACCCGGUAUACUGAUAUUCCUCCUGGUCGUUGUGGGUAUAAGUAUUUACAUUAGAAUUAUGACAAAACUGUUUGGAUGAAUUUUUACGAAGGUGGGUAAUUAAGAAUGAAAAAAAUGAAAUAUGUACAGUUGUUUUGUCAUCAAUAGAGUUGUUCUGCCAUCAAUAGAGUUUUUCUGUCAUCAAUAGAGUUUUUCUGUCAUCAAUAGAGUUGUUCUGUCAUCAAAAGAGUGUUUCUGUCAUCAAUACAGUUGUUCUGUCAUCAAUAAAGUUGUUCUGUCA